Molecule: messenger RNA, 3193 nt
Organism: Labeo rohita (rohu)
Lineage: Eukaryota; Metazoa; Chordata; Actinopteri; Cypriniformes; Cyprinidae
Gene: chka
Product: choline kinase alpha
Exons: 12
Coding region: 185-1441 (418 amino acids)
Biological process (GO): CDP-choline pathway; phosphatidylethanolamine biosynthetic process
Cellular component (GO): cytoplasm
Molecular function (GO): ethanolamine kinase activity; choline kinase activity
Source: RefSeq, a predicted model, not a curated record
AACGCAUCUGAAUCAGUGUAUUCUUUACAGGCGUGCGUACAGUUAUACGGUGUCAGUUGACUCUAUCAUUUAAAGCUGCGUUUAACACACCUGACAGUUAUAAACCUGAAUAGAGAGUGUGUGACUUCAUUCACCGCUUGCAAAUUUUGACUAUUCACGUUUAUACCAGUAACCAGCAGCAAAAAUGAAGACCAAAUUCAUCAAUGGCGUGUCUUCCUCGCCUUCAAUGUCUCUGGGUUUAUUGGUAAAUGAAAGUGUCCUCGAAGUCCAGCCAGACAGUGGGAGCGACUGCAAAGACAUUAUUCGACCGGAUGAGCCCGACCACCAGACGAAGCAUAAGGCGUAUCUUUGGUGUAAAGAAUUCCUUCACGGAGCCUGGAAAUCCGUAGAUGAGGAUGAUUUCCAAAUCUCUAUUAUCAGGGGAGGUCUCAGCAACAAACUGUUCCUCUGUGCUUUGCCAGAGAAGCAACCGAGCAUUGGAGAUGAACCACGAAACGUGCUCCUUCGCCUGUAUGGACAAAUUCUGCAGAUGUCCUGUAAUAAAGGGGAUUCCAAAGAGUCAAACACAGAAAAUCACUUUCAGGGAGCUGACGCCAUGGUACUGGAGAGUGUGAUGUUUGCUAUCCUUGCCGAGAGGGAGCUUGGGCCCAAACUCUAUGGCAUCUUUCCACAAGGGAGACUGGAACAGUUUGUCCCUAGCCGAAAAUUGUCCACAGAUGAGCUGAGUGUCCCUGGUAUAUUUGCCGAGAUUGCGGAAAAGAUCGCCAGAUUUCAUGGAAUGAGAAUGCCCUUCAACAAGGAGCCAAAGUGGCUGUUUGGCACCAUGGACAAGUACAUGGAUCAAGUGCUUCAGCUUACCUUUACCAGGGAAACCCAUCUGCGAAAUUUCUCCCGCCUUUUGAGCUACAACUUGCCUCAAGAGAUGGACAGUCUCAAGUGUCUACUCGAAUCUACUCCCUCUCCGGUUGUUUUCUGCCACAAUGACUUGCAAGAAGGAAACAUCUUGCUCCUAAGUGGCCGUGAGAACACAGACAGACAGAAGCUCAUGUUGAUCGACUUUGAGUACAGCAGCUACAACUACAGAGGAUUUGACAUUGGAAAUUUCUUCUGCGAGUGGACUUACGACUACAACUAUGACAAGUUUCCAUUUUUCAUUGCCAACACCAAAAAUUACCCCACCAAAGCACAGCAGAUGCAUUUCUUUCAGAGUUAUCUGUUGGAAUCUCAUGCUGGAUUUGAAAACUUGAGUGAGGAGGAUCAGCUCAAACUCAAAGAGGACAUGCUAGUGGAGGUUAACAGGUUUGCCCUGGCCUCCCAUUUCUUCUGGGGAUUGUGGUCCAUGAUCCAGGCCAAGAUAUCAACUAUUGAGUUUGGGUACAUGGAGUAUGCCAUGGCCAGAUUUGAUGCAUACUUUGAGCUGAAAAAGAAGCUCAGGGUUUAAAGGAAACGUGCAUAAAUUUCCAAAUGAACAGAAGGAAGAGGGAACAAUUGCUCAUGCGAAAAGAGCGGAGCAAAUUUUGAACGUGCUUAAAAGAGGAUGCUCUGCAUCUGUAGUGAUUCAACCGUGCUGCAUGGACCAAAAUCAAUGCAACAUACGUAUUUUAAAAAAAAGGCCCUAUGCAUUGAGCGUCCCCAUAUGCUGCUUCUCAGUGUUUACAAGUUUAAGCUUCUCACAUUUAACACACCAGCCUGAGCUUCUCAAAAGCUGGAGAGUAAUGAGGCCACGUGCCAAAAAAAAACAAACAAACAAAAAGAUUGUAGGUCAGAGUUUGGGAGUGGAAAAUAUUUGUUGCAGCUGCAGUUUGAUUCGCAAGUCAAAGAAUGGUGUGGGAGAAAGUUCUUCAUACUAACUCAUGCCUUGUGGUGUUUCUUAUCACCUAGUCAUCUGCUGUAGUGUUAUCUAUACAACUGGUGAUAGAAGAUGCGCUGUGAAAGAGUAAGGUUCAAAAUCUGGACCUGUACCAGAAAAUGGUACAACAGACCAAACCACGUUAACACUGUGGUUCUGACGAUUCAGUGUUGUGUUUCCAUUUUUGGGGUGUCCGUUUUACUGGAUGAUUUACCUCCUUUCUACUUCUAUUAGAUCAUGUCUUUGAUUUCUAUUUCUAGUACAUCCGCAUGAUGUGAAGAGUGAAAUACCUAUGGGACCGCACUAUCUGCGUGCUCCUUCGGAGAGAGAUGGUAAUACAUAUCUUAAUGGUCUUAAUGGUGGAAAACUUUAUGGUUUUGACCAUAGUGGUCUCAUUCACCUCUUGUUGAGGUGCUUGUUUAUUUUAUAAGAAUUUGAUAAGUAUGAGAUUACCUGCCUGUAUCUGAUUCUGAUACUGAAUUGAUAAAUGUUAGAUAUCAGUUUUCUUUUGUAUAACAGUUGGUCCAACUGUACAGUUUCGCAGUGAACUUUAUGAAUGUUUAUUCUCCUUUUCUUUUUUAAAAAAAAAAAGCUAUAAAAACUGAACGAUAUUUACAUAAUGCAUUUAGUUUUGCAUUUUACGUUGUAUAAUCUUAAAGUGCGGUAAAGGUAUUGUUUAUUAUUGUCAUAUUUUUGAAAUGUAGGUGUAGUAAUACAAUAUUAUUAAGGCAGUCUUACUUUUUUUGCUAACGGUAAUGUCGAAGGCACUUUCUGAAGCAGUUCUGUGAAAGUUUUAGUACUUGCAAAUGUAACUUUUUUUAUUAUUUUUCUGCAACGGAAGAUGUAUUUUUCUUAAUAAGAAAAUGUGCUUGAAAUAAUAUAAGUGGAUCUCUUGGCCUUUUUUUUAUUGUACUAUAGUGGUGAUCAGUUGAUUUAUGUUUUCACAUAUCACAUAUCUUAAAUCAUAUAAAAUAAAAAAAAUAUAUAUUUAUUUAUAUGUUCAUAUAUAACUGGUCUCUGUGAAUCUCAAUAUUUGGAACAUCAGUGUUUACUAAUGAAAGGAAAAUUGAAAGUGUAGCGUUGAAUGUAAAAAACAAACGAAUAAUUGAAUAUCAUUUUUGUAUUUUAAAAUCAAUUAAUCUAAACCAGCUUUACUAAUUUGUCCAUCUGUUAACAUCAAAAUAAAGCCUGUGAAUAUACAUUAAAUGUAUAAAUAUAAAAAUGAGGAAUAGAAAAAUAAAUGUGAUUUACACUUCUGCUUACAAAAGACUUAAGCAAAAGCAUUCAACAGUUUGUACUAAUUCAUGCUUUGCAUAUGACUGUGAAUAAAGGGUUGCAAAAUGA